GGGGACGCGGACAGGCUGCAGCCGGCGCGGGGCUUCCUGGGGAAGAAGGUAACCAUCCAGCAUUGGGAUUAAAAAAAAAAAUACUGUCAGCCUAAUUAUGCCACAUGGAAAGAGAAGACGAAAGUCAUGGUCAAGAAGUGACCACAAAUAUUGUCGGGACGCAGCGAGGAGGAGGCGAGAACAAGAAUCGGAUGAGGCUAGAGCAGCUCGACUCCAGGAUCAGAGACUCAGGACAAAGAACAAGAGAGAAAAAGAGACAGGGGAGGAGAGGCGUGCACGUCUUCAGAACGACAAGGAAAGGCAGAGAAGGAGGAGAAAGAAAGAGACGGAGGAAGAGAGGCAUGUCCGCCUCCAGGAUCAGAGAGAAAGAACAAAGAGAAGAAGGUUUGAAGAAACAGAGGAGGAAAGGGCUGCCCGUCUCCAGAAAGACAGAGAAAGGCACAGAAUGAGGAGACGAGCAGAGACGGAGAAGAAACAGGAGGAUCCACUUGAGAAUAUGUGGCAAAGAGAAAUUAGUGCAAGAGUUGCAGAACACCACACCUGCCUUCGACAACAAAGCCUCCACAGAAAAAGACAGAGAAAGCAAAACGCACGACUCAUAUGGUGUAAUUUUUCUGCCCAGCUGCAGGGAGGCGCAACUAUGGAGGAACAGAAGCGUGUGGUGGUAUGCAAAGAAAAAGAGGGAACUGACAACGGGGGAAGAGACCCUUUCAUUGUUCAAGUCAGGACCAUCGGGGACUUUUUGACCAAGGAUGGCCCAUCUCACAUUAAGAUGGAGUCAGAGGAUGAAAUACACCAGUGCUGGGAUUCUCAAAGGCAGGAACUCUUGAAAAGAGCAGCACCAUCCCUUUUGGAAGAAGAUGCCAAAGAUUUCCUGGCCUCCUUGGGGGAUCUGCAGGAGGAGAGCUCUGGGAGGAGCAGAUGGGGGGCUGUGCCCCAAAGAGACCCGAACAUCAGUGGGAAAGCUUGGAUGGGUAGGGAAAAGCUGGAUUUCUGCAUGAAGGUGAAAGUGGAAAAGACUCUGGAAGAAGUUGAUCUGGAGAGCCAGGGGACCCUAAACCUCAGGCAGUUCAUCCUUCAGGAUGCUGGGGAGGCAUCCCAAACCCUGGAGGAUAUGAAGCUAAAAUCUCCCAAAUUAGAGGAAGAGGCUUUCGGGAUUGUGAAGGUGAAGCUUUCCUGAAGAUAAAGCAAGAGAAUGAUGGGGAGCCCGACUCACUAGGUGAGGAUUCAGAAUGUCAAUCAUUACAAACAUUCGUGAGGUGUUUGAGCCAAGAUAGUUCUCUCUUUUUGAAACCCAGGGAAGUGCCAGCAUCUUGUGGGAAGAUCUGAAGAAGUAGAUGUUUGGAAUACUCCAAUGAAAAGAAUAAUUUUUUUUUCUUGUUUUCUGGGAUUUUAAAAAAAGCCAUACAUCCAACAGGAGCACACAGGUACUCAGGAAAUAAAGCCAACAAAUCUUUCCUGCCUGAAGAAGGCGAUCAAAACUAAAAUGAAGUCAAUUUUCAGUGUGAGGAAAAAGAUCAAAAUUAAGAGGAGCCGGAGAUGGUGUGCAGCCAUCAGUGUUCCACAUACUCUACAUGUCGAUGUUAAAACAUAAACCGAACAAAUGCUUACACUUUUAUAAAAUCAAUAGCACCCCCUCCAUUAUUCAAUAGGGGAGCAUUCCCUCAAGAAAAUAUAUAUAUAUAGCUGCUCAGAACAUGGGAUGUUUCAGUUGGAAAACAAACCUCAUGAAGAAGAUCCAUACAGCAGAGAAGCCAUAUAAAAGCAACAAAGGUUUCAAAGCAAAAUUUGAUUAAACAUAAGAAGUCCCACAUAGGAGAGAAGUCCUACAAAUGCACCGAAUGUGGAAGAGCUUUUGUGGAAAAGGAGGUUCUGGUCAAACGCCUGAGGAUUCAUAUGGGAGAAAAGCCACAUAAAUGUUCCAGCAUCAGUUUUAUUGGGCAAGAUGCCCUCAUCCAACACAACAGGAUCCUUACAGGAGAGAAGUUGUAAUGAAUCCUCAAGUAUGAGACAAGCUUCUGGAUCAGCUGCCCCCUUAACUUCUUAAAAGGACAGACACGGGUGAGAAACUACAAGUGUUUGGAAAGCUUCAGGGGGGAAAUGUUGCUGGUGAAACAUGAGAGGAUCCCACAUGAGUGUAAAGCCUUACCAAGUACUCCAAGUGUGGGCAAAGCUUUUGAACCAGUUUCUACUUGAAAACACACAAAAGGGCACACAGGUGAAAAGUCGCAUCAGUGCUUAUACUGCGGGCAGACUUUUAGUUAGGGGUCAAAACUCAUGAUCCAUACGUGGGCCAUACAGGAGAGAGUCCGUAUCCUGAGGUGUUGGAAAAGCUUUGGCUCUAGCACACAUCGUAGGAAGCAUACUAUACACCACCCAGGCUAAAAAUCCCAUAAGUGCUCAAGCUUGAGUCCUUGAGUGGCGCAGACUGCUAAAACAGUCUGUUAUUAACAACAGCUGCCUGCAAUUAUUGCAGGUUCAAGUCCCACCAGGCCCAAGGUUGACUCAGCCUUCCAUCCUUUAUAAGGUAGGUAAAAUAAGGACCCAGAUUGUUGGGGGCAAUAAGUUGACUUUGUAUAUAAUAUACAAAUAGGAUGAAGACUAUUGCUUAACAUACUGUAAGCCGCCCUGAGUCUUCGGAGAAGGGCGGGGUAUAAAUGUAAAUAAAUAAAUAAAUAAUAAAUAAAGCUGUGGGAAAAGCAUCGGUAAGAAAUCCCAACUUGGUGGGUUCAAGAGCGGAUUCAUACCAAAGAGAAACCUUUCAAACAUGGAUGCUCCGUGUAUAAAAAAAAGAUUCUGUAUUUCUUCCAUGUUUCAUAAACCCCUGAAAGUUCACCCAGGAGGGACAUCCUAGAGCAGGGAUCUCCAACCAUGGCAACUUUAAGACUUGUG
Messenger RNA from Ahaetulla prasina, 2892 nucleotides. Its product is annotated as RNA-binding protein 25-like. The record is from RefSeq and is a predicted model, not a curated record. The coding region runs from base 98 to 1180 and encodes 360 amino acids. NCBI's taxonomy places the organism in Eukaryota, Metazoa, Chordata, Lepidosauria, Squamata, Colubridae. The transcript has 4 exons.